Messenger RNA from Cricetulus griseus (Chinese hamster), 4885 nucleotides. The record is from RefSeq and is a predicted model, not a curated record. Lineage: Eukaryota; Metazoa; Chordata; Mammalia; Rodentia; Cricetidae.
GCUGAUGGACUUUCUCUGGUGGAGCUGAUUGGCUGGCUGCAAUCUUGGGCACAGCGCGGAGUUCUCUGGAGUUGUUUUGGGCUGAGUUUGCAUAAAAGAGCAUGGCUGGAGAGUGUCUUCUGCGUGAGCUUCUGGGCCCCCUGCACCCGAAUAAGGACGACAAAGAGGAGGAGUGUGUACAGGAAGAUGAGGGGGACCAGGAUUCGGAGUUUGUGGACGCCGAGGAGCUCUGCAGUGGCGGCAUCAGGGCGGGCAGCCUCCCUGGGCGUAUCCGAGUUUCUAUUCCUGACGAAAAUACUAAAGAGAGAUGCACCGUGCAAGGACGUUUCCCGCUCAUAGGUCCUUGGUGGCGAGUGAAGGUUCGGGUUGUAAAGCCUGAGCGAUCCAAGGUCUACCAAGCUCAAGGAUUCCCGUCCUACUUCUUACAGUCCGAUAUGUCACCACCUCAUCGAAAAACCAUCCUUUUGCUGUUUCUUAAAGAAUGUAAUUAUGAACGCAGAAAUGAAUUUUUAAAAUGGGUAGAGAAAGUGUCAGGCUAUGAAAAUCUAAACUUUGAAAAUCUACGAGAAACAUUAAGGAACUUUGACAGAGAAACUGGAAAGGAAAGUAAAAAGCAGUUCACACAGAGUGAAUGGGAUGAGAUGAGAUUGCCUGUGGAGAAGUCCUUCCCAUUUGUAAGUGUAAUGACAGCUUUGCAGUUUCCAAAAGUCAUGGAAUUCCUUCCAGUUCUUCUUCCUCGACACUUUAGAAAGCUUAUCAGCUCAAGUUCUGAAGAGGUGUUGCAAAAGAUAGAAGAGGCCUUGGGUACACAUCCAUGGAAGCUUGGGUUCCGAAGAGUAACCUACAGAGAGAUGAAGCUUUUGUCCUGUGAGGCCAGCUGGAUGUCAUUCAGGCAAUGUCCUUCCCUGCUUCAGUUGAUGACUGAGCAGCAGAGGAAUGCAUUGAUCUUAUAUUCUACACUGAGGCAGACAUGUAGAGAAGACGGGCACACAUAUGUUGAUGUAAAAGAAUUUACUUCGUCGGUGUCAGAGUACAUGUCUUUCCAGCAAGCAUGUGGGUCUCUGGAGUUUAUGAAGGACCUUGAUGUGGUGACCUAUGAGAAGGACUGCAUCUUUCUUUCUGAACUGUAUGAGGCUGAGCAAGGCAUCGCCUCCACCAUCUGUGACCUGAUGAACAGACCCCCAUGGCAUUUACAAGUAGACGUGAAAAAUGUCCUGGCGUCAAUUUGCAAAGGGGAGCCUAAAGAUUCAGGAAGUGCUGAGGCAGUGGGAAGAAGUGAACCAGACAAAGUGGGAUUAGAACAGGGCGAGAGUGUUUCAGACCCACAGGACAGAGGUGACCACGUUAGGAAUAAUGGUGGUCAUGAAAUGGAUGCAGAAAUAAAUGAUGUCCCACUGGAUCCAGAUCAGGUGGCUGCACUGGAAAUGAUUUGUGCCAAUGCUGUGACGGUUCUCAGCGGGAAGGGUGGCUGCGGGAAGACCACCAUUGUUAGCCAUCUUUUUAAGCACGUGGAGCAGCUGGAAGAAAGAGAAGUGCAACAAGCUUGUGAGGAUUUUGAGCAAGACCAGGAUGCCUCAGAAGAAUGGCUUGCCUUUUCUGAGCAGAGUCCAGCAGCGGUGGACAAGGCUGCACAAGUUUUGCUCACGGCGCCUACCGGGAAAGCAGCUGCUUUAUUGUGGCAGAGAACCCAUCUUCUGGCUUACACGCUGUAUCAGGUCAAUUAUAGCUUCUAUUUUUGGAAGAAACAUAAUGGGGAAGAGCCAUGGAAAUUCUCAACAGUUCGAGUUCUGGUUGUGGAUGAAGGGAGUUUGGUGUCUGUUGGGAUUUUCAAAUCAGUGUUAAAGAUACUGUGUGAACACACCAAACUUUCUAAGCUUGUUAUCCUUGGUGAUAUUAGACAGUUACCCAGUAUCGAACCUGGCAACAUGCUGCAGGAUGUUUUUGAGACUCUUAAGUCGAGAGGGUGUGCCAUUGAACUAAAGACAAACCACAGGGCAGAGUCCCAGCUGAUUGUGGACAAUGCUACAAGAAUCUCCAGGCGCCAGUUUCCAGAAUUUGAUGCAGUGCUAAAUAUCUCUGAUAAUCCCACAUUACCCAUCUCCAUUCAAGAUAAGACAUUUAUUUUUGUCAGACUCCCUGAAGGUGAACACCAAUCUAAUUUAUAUUCUGCAGUUACAACAUUGCUUCAAGGAAAGGACUUUGAAAGUGCAAAAACAUCACAAUUUAUUGCAUUUAGAAGGCAAGAUUGUGACCUCAUCAAUGAUUGCUGCUCUAAGCACUACACAGGCCAUUUAAUCAAAGACCACAAGAAGAAACUUGUCUUUAGUGUUGGUGAUAAAAUCUGUUGUACCCGGAAUGCAUACCUCUCAGAUUUACUCCCUGACGAGGACGAGGAAGCCAUCAGGAAAGGCUUUGACCUUGUCCUUUCUGAUGAUGCCCCCUCUGAUGCUGCCACCCCUUCUGAUAUCAAAAUCAAGAAGAAUUUUGAAAGUGACAUUCGGCUGUGCAAUGGGGAAAUAUUUUUCAUAACAAGGGAUGUAACUGAUGUAACUUUCAAAACAAAAAGACUUUUGACCAUCAAUAAUGAAGCUGGCUUGGAAGUGACUGUGGACUUUAGCAAACUCAUGACGAACUGUCAGAUAAAACAUGCCUGGGCAAGGACUAUUCAUACUUUCCAGGGGUCGGAGGAGAACAUAGUCGCCUAUGUAGUGGGGAAGGCAGGCCGCCAGCACUGGCAGCAUGUCUACACCGCAGUGACCAGGGGCCGCUCUAGAGUGUAUGUCAUUGCCGAAGAGUCUGAGCUCAGGAAUGCCAUCCGGAAGCGCAGUUUCCCCCGGAAGACACGUCUGAAGCACUUCUUGCAGAAGCAGCUCCUGUCCAGUGCCCGUGCAUCUCCCACAGGUUUUCUAUCCCAGCCUUCAAGCCCUAGAGCUGCAGAAAGACCCAGCACACAACCUCUGGCCUCACCCUUCUGCAGAACCCCAGACAAGAGAGCUACUACGAACAGCCCCGGAGGUGAAGUAUCUUCAGCCACCAAGGAGACAUUUGCCCUUGAUAAAGGAUGGCUGUCAACUUCUUUUAGCGACAUAGAUACAGACGAGGAGUCAGCGCAGCCUAGAGGGUCCAAGAGAACUGGCAGUGGCUUCCCGUUUGAUGAGGAAAGCCCCAGUAAAUUCUGUUUGGUUGAAAAACCAUCUCCACAAGUGUCUUCUAUAUUUCAGAAUUUGAGGUUGAAUAACCGAGCCCGGAGACAACUUUUCAAACCCACUGACAAUCAAGAAAUGAUUAAGUCAGAUGUGGUGGGUCACACCAAUGAUCCCAGCAAUCAGGAAGCUGACACAGGAGGAUCUUGAGUCCCAGGAUAACCUGGGCAACAUCGUGAGACCCUGUACAGGCACCACCACCAAUGAAAACCUCCAAACAGAAAGAAUUUUACUUUGUAUAGCUCAAAAUAAUUAUUUUUCCCAGGUGCUGGAGAGAUGGUUCAGUGGUUAAGAGCACUGGCUGUUCUUCUAGAGGUCCUGAGUUCAAUUCCCAGCAACCACAUGGUGGCUCACAACCAUCUGUAAUAGGAUCAGAUGCUCUCUUCUGUCAUGGAGGAAUAAUUAUUUUUCUCUUCAAGACAAAGUGGACAUUUUAGCUUCAAUGUUCCAAGCUAUGAGAAGAUGACUAUAAACUGGAAUUUUAGUUUGGGGUGUUAUAUUUUGGACAUUUGUACUUGUUUUUAUGUUUGUUUGUUUGUUUGUUUGUUUGUUUUGUUUUUCAAGACAAGGUUUCUCUGUGUAGCUUUGGAGCCUAUCCUGUAUACUUGUAUUUUUAAAUCUGCAUUUUAAAACAUAUUUUAAAUUCAUCUGAUCACAGCAAACAGUGCCGAUCUCAUUCUCUGUCCUCAUGAGAAUAGUUAGCACUGGAUGGAGAUUGAGGGGGAAAGAUGCUGUGUGCUUAGAAAGCUCCCAUUUUAGGGAUGCGGUACGUUUUGUGAUAAUGCUCCGUGACCACUAUGGGUCACCUUUGCCAGUCCACUGAAGCAGUAGUAAAGGUGGGGUGGCCUGUUGAAACAUUCAGGGGUGCUGUGUUUACCACGGGGGUCAUUUAUAAGGCCUUCACUCACUCCAGCUCUGCUUCUGGGACUCAGCAUUUUUGGGACUUGCCUUGGCUAUGCCUUUUCCUAGUUGGGCAUAAGUCUUGAAUAUAUCCUAUUAUAGGAGACCUUUCUCUUAAAGCAGAUUGGGUUUUUUUUUUUUUUUUAAGUAUUUAUUGCCAAGUGGUAGUGUGGUUUGAAUGUGUCUCCCCACACGUAUGUGCGUUGUACUGUGGCAGUAGAUGCCUGAUAAAAGUCACUGUUAGCUGUAUUGAGUUCUGUUUUUUUUUUCAAUUUUAUAUUUUUUAUUCUUUUGGCCAUGGGAUGACAAGUCCUCAUUAGAUAUGCACUCCUGGCUAUAGACACUCCUUGUCUUGUACUUUGCUUUAUUGCAGUUCUCAGAUAGUAUGUUAUUUAUACAUUGCCACUCUCCUACAGCUCAGGCCACAGAAACUUCUGGCAACAGAGUAUUUUAGUUAACAUGUGCACAUCACUUUAUUUUUAUGUAUUCUGGUGUUUUCCUAUUAGACUACCAGGAUAGUACAAAGACAUUUUUCUUUCUUUUCCUUUUCUUUUUGGGCUGGGCUUUGAACCCAGGACUCAUACAUUCUAAGCAAGUACUUUAGUAUUGAAUUGCAUCUCUAGCCCUAAACAUAACCUUUAUAUGUACUGAGAAUCGAGCAAACAAAACAAUUGUGUGACUCAUCUGAUUGUAAUAUUCUCUUAUGGCUGUGCCAUGGAGGGUUCUAAUCUGCAGUGUCUCCAAGACACGCCUUUUGAGCAAUAAAUUCACUAUUCAAUUUA